UCCGGAAGAAAAACAACCGGCGAGCGUGAAGUGUCCGAGGCCUGUCGCCCGGAGCGCCUCUGGGGCCGGGACCAGCUGGGGCGGGAGACGCAAGCGUGAAGGACCGCCGCGUGGGGCGAUGGCGGCAGUGAACGCGCGGAAGCCGACCGGGCCGAAAGGCAAGCAGCUCAGCAUACAUGUCGUGACAUGGAACGUGGCCUCAGCAGCUCCCCCUUUAGACCUCAAUGACCUGCUUCAGCUGAACAACCAGAACCUGAAUCUGGACAUGUAUGUCAUUGGUUUGCAGGAAAUGAAUUCUGGGAUCAUAAGCCUCCUUUCUGAUGCUGCCUUUAAAGACCCAUGGAGCAGUUUCUUCAUGGAUGUGCUUUCCCCUCUGAACUUCAUCAAGGUCUCCCAUGUCCGCAUGCAGGGGAUCCUCUUACUGGUCUUUGCCAAGUAUCAGCAUUUGCCCUAUAUCCAGAUUCUCUCUACAAAAUCCACCCCCACUGGCCUCUUCGGGUUCUGGGGGAAUAAAGGGGGAGUCAACAUCUGUAUGAAGCUUUAUGGCUACUAUGUCAGCAUUAUCAACUGCCACCUGCCUCCGCACAUGUCCAACAAUGACCAACGGCUGGAGCACUUUGACCGGAUUCUGGAGAUGCAGAAUUUUGAGGGACAAGAUAUCCCCAACAUCCUGGACCAUGACCUCAUUCUCUGGUUCGGAGACAUGAACUUUCGGAUCGAGGACUUUGGGUUGCACUUUGUUCGGGAAUCCAUAAAAAAGCGGCGCUACGGUGACCUGUGGGAGAAGGAUCAGCUCAGCAUUGCCAAGAGACAUGACCCGCUACUCCGAGAGUUCCAGGAGGGUUCCCUGCUCUUCGCACCCACCUACAAGUUUGACAGGCACUCCAGCGACUAUGACACCAGUGAGAAAAAACGCAAGCCUGCAUGGACCGACCGCAUCCUGUGGAGGCUGAAGCGGCAGCCCCAGGCUGGCCCCCACACUCCCCACCUGCUGACCCCCCAGUUCUCCCUGUCUCUGAAGAGCUACGAAAGUCACAUGACGUACAGCAUCAGUGACCAUAAGCCUGUCACUGGCACCUUUGACUUGGAGCUGAAGCCAUUGGUGUCAGCUCCACUGAUUACCCUGAUGCCCGAGGACCUGUGGACCAUGGAGAAUGACAUGGUAGUCAGCUACUCCUCAACCCCAGACUUCCCCAGCAGUUCCUGGGACUGGAUUGGACUGUACAAGGUGGGAAUGUGUGACAUUUAUGACUACGUGUCCUAUGUCUGGGUCGGAGACAACCAAAUCUCCUUCAGUGACAACCUGAACCAGGUAUACAUGGAUAUCAGCGAUAUCCCUAAGACUGAAGAUCAGUUUCUCCUCUGUUACUACAGCAACAAUCUGCAUUCUUUGGUGGGGAUAAGCAAACCCUUCCAGAUCCCGCCUUAUGCCUUUGUGAGGGAGGACCCACUGGGUGAAGCCCAACCACAGAUCUGAGCCAGGAUGGGAGUGAAUCCAGGGCAGAGGCCAGAGCUGACAGCCAGCUCCACCGUACCACUGCCAGGAGUGCUGGGGGCCCAACCCAGUUCCCUGAGGAAACAACCAAGUAGCCUUCACCUACCCACCUCACAGAGUAAGUUCUAGCCAGACUCCUUUCCUCUCUCCAGUACAGAUCUCUGGAAUCAGCCACUUAAAUACAAGUUUUUGUUGCUGAGAUGUGCGUGAAACCAGCUAGUUUGUCAACAGUGAAGACUUGGGGACAGUCCACCGGAUGUGGGAAGGACCCUCCAGCUUGCAUCUCAUUUCUUGGUUUCCCCACCCCCACUUCUAGUCCUGCCCUAGCAGUCCUGCCAGGCACAUGUCCCAUCUGGCACAGGCCUGCAUUCUUGUCACGCCAUACUGGGCCUCGGGCUGCCUGGGAAGGGGAGAUGCUCACAUUUGUACAGGCUCCAUAGACUGGCGCAAGCCACAUUGGGUUCCAGGAGUCUUGGCAUCUCAUAGCUUGGCCUCAUGAGGGAUGAACAGAGGGUCUAGGCUCCCUGCUUUCAACAGAAGCAGUAUGACUAAGUGGGCAGAUAGCGGGGCCCCUCUAGUCAGGCUUAUAUAAUGGUUGUGAGUAGGCUGAUGAGGGUCUUUCUGCUAGCACCACCUCCCCUCUUCCCCCGUGCAUGAAGUCUGACCCGGGCAGAUCCAGGGCCUGAACAGAGAGAAUUGGAAGGAUCCUGGUGAGCUUCCACUGGUGAGUCAGUCAGGUCCUAUGCCUCCAACCUGCCUUCUUAGGAAGGGUUAACAGGUGGUAGAGGAGCUAUAGACACAGACUUUUCCAGUGUGGUCCUCACCAGAACAUGCUCAUGUGCCCCACCCUGGUCAAGAGUCAUUGAACAGAAACUCCUCCUCUCUCUCGACCCCCUUGGGACCUAGAAGUGGGAGCAGGCAGAAAGGAGAACCAAAUCAAGAAACUUCGGAGGAUCUGCCCCUGGGGUCUUCAGAAAGCCUUUUCCAGGUGCUGUGUGGACAUGUUCUGUCCCUACUCCUACCACUUGCCUCCUGCCAGUGGUGACUCAACAGUCUUUUUCCCAGGAGAAGACACCUCAGGGAGUCUGCUCAGUGACUGUCAUACCACCACACAACCUGAAAUUGAGGGUUACUCCAGUUGCAUAUGCCAACUUGGGAGCCAUGUGUAUCAAGAACUGUCCCCUGGCUUCUGGCCAGCCAUGGCCGUUUAUUUCUUUGUCUGUUACAUUGUGGGGGGGUAAUUAGAAAUAUGGCUUUUAUACUUGUGUGUGACUCCUUGAUGAUGGGGGCUGAGGUGUGAGGCACAUAGCAUUGGGCUCAGGGCUCCCUACUAGACUUCAGGGACAAGGGACCUGUAGAACCAGACUAGACCUUCUAUGUCAGAUUGGCAGAAGUGGCCAGGAUGGGACUAGGACAAGGUUCUGGGCUGGUGACCCUCUGAGUUCCUGCCCCAGGUAGGACGUGCCACCUUUGCUGUUGGGCGCUUAGUUAACAGCUGAAUAGCAGGGGUUUCUUGGAACUGACAGCUUUUGGAAAAGGUACUUUGCUCUUAGUAGGUCAUCCCUUCUCAUCCGCUGCUUCCUCACACCUUAGUCUUGAGCCUAUUUCUGGAUUAAACUGUGCAGAAUGUCA
This is a messenger RNA of Carlito syrichta (Philippine tarsier), 3127 nucleotides long. RefSeq names its product inositol polyphosphate-5-phosphatase K (gene INPP5K). NCBI's taxonomy places the organism in Eukaryota, Metazoa, Chordata, Mammalia, Primates, Tarsiidae. Gene Ontology annotation, molecular function: inositol bisphosphate phosphatase activity; phosphatidylinositol-4,5-bisphosphate 5-phosphatase activity; phosphatidylinositol-3,4,5-trisphosphate 5-phosphatase activity. The transcript has 12 exons. The coding region runs from base 119 to 1477 and encodes 452 amino acids. The record is from RefSeq and is a predicted model, not a curated record. Gene Ontology annotation, cellular component: endoplasmic reticulum; cytoplasm; ruffle. Gene Ontology annotation, biological process: phosphatidylinositol dephosphorylation; negative regulation of phosphatidylinositol 3-kinase/protein kinase B signal transduction; negative regulation of glycogen biosynthetic process.